Molecule: messenger RNA, 2469 nt
Organism: Schistocerca americana (American grasshopper)
Lineage: Eukaryota; Metazoa; Arthropoda; Insecta; Orthoptera; Acrididae
Product: anoctamin-5-like
Exons: 18
Coding region: 1-2460 (819 amino acids)
Biological process (GO): chloride transmembrane transport
Cellular component (GO): plasma membrane
Molecular function (GO): protein dimerization activity; chloride channel activity
Source: RefSeq, a predicted model, not a curated record
AUGCUUAAUAUUAAGUCUGUUAUAAAAGAAUUUGCCAAUUUGCCAUACUGUUCAUAUCAACUGUGCUUGGUGCAAAGUUCUCAGGAAGAAAUGGAAACAGCACCAACUUUCAAUGAUGGCAUCCGUUUGAUUGACAUGGUUCUUGUGUACAAAAAUGAUGAGAAUUCAAGAAAACCUCUCAUUUAUCGACAGAAAUAUGAAGAAAACUUAAUAAAGCAUGGAUUACAGUUGGAAGAUGAGAUCACAGAAGAAAAUGGCUUGGUGUUUACCAAAGUACACACACCUGAUGCAGUGCUUGAAAGAUAUUCUGAGUCAAGUGGGAUAAAGAAGCCAGCAUUACUUUUUGGGAAGAGUGAAAUGAGAGAACUGCUGGAUGAAUGCCGGAGGAGAGGCAAUCUGCAGCUCAGAGGAAGGAACCGUGCAAGUUAUUUCAGUGGGCAACAAAGGACCUUCAUAACUUGGCAGCUAAUGACAACAGCUUAUUUCUCUGAUAACGAUAGGGGCAUACAGAAACUUCUGAGUAAUGGGACAUAUGUUGCCGCAUACCCACUGCAUGAUGGACUGUACAAAUCUAAGACAGUUAAGCAAGACAGCUGUAAGAGAGAGAUGCUGUACAGAGACUGGGCAUCUCCAAAAAACUGGUAUAGGAAGCAACCACUUCAUGAAGUGAGAAACUACUUUGGAGAAAAAGUCGGACUGUACUUUGCCUGGCUUGGUUUCUAUACAAAAAUGCUUAUACCAGCAUCAGUAUUUGGAUUCAUAUGUUUUCUAUAUGGAUUAAUUGCUCUCCUUUGUAAUUCUGAAGAUUCUUUCCCAAGUCAGGAAAUUUGUGAUGAGAAAGGAGCAGGCAACAAGACAAUGUGCUCAGCAUGCAAUAGGACUUGUACCUACACACGACUUUAUGAGUCCUGUCUAUACAGUCGGGUCAGCUACGUUUUUGAUUCUCCUGCAGCAGUUGCCUUUUCCAUAUUCAUGGCCUUCUGGGCAUGCAUCUUUCUGGAAUUGUGGAAGAGGCGGCAGGCUGAAUUGGCAUGGCUCUGGGAUCUUUCUGAGAAUGAAGAAGACUUCAACCUGCGACCAGAAUUUGAAGGUUCUGUCAAGACAAGAAAGUUUAAUGUUGUUACUGGUAGGGAAGAACCACAUCUCACAUUCUGGAACAAAUCUGUGCGUCUUUUCACUUCUGCAUCUGCUGUUGCAUUUAUGGUAGCAGUGGCUGUGACUGCAACUCUUGGUGUAAUUGUCUACAGACUGUCUGUUGUAACAGCAAUUUAUGCUGCUGGUGGUUACAUAAAAAAAUACUCAAAACUGAUUACUUCUGCUACAGCUUCCCUUAUAAAUUUGGUUGUCAUAAUGCUUUUGACACAGAUGUACAAAUCGUUAUCAAGAGUCCUCACUAACUUGGAAAACCCCAGAACAGCUGGAGAGUAUGAGAAGAGCAUUACAUUUAAAAUAUUUGUCUUCCAAUCAAUCAACUUCUAUGCUUCUCUCAUAUACAUAGCAUUUUUUAAGGGACGAUUUUACACUUACCCAGGAGAUGUGGAGAUAUGGGAGUCACCAAUCAAAACUAUGAGUGCUGAUAUCUGUGGACCAACUGGCUGCAUGUCAGAUUUGCUUAUCCAGCUAGCAAUUGUAAUGGUUGGCAAACAAGUGUACGGAAACAUCAUAGAAGUCCUAACGCCGUCACUGAAAAACUGGUGGAGAAAACGGUCAGCCAGGAAAGGUGUUGUUCAAUUAACAUCUCCCUGGGUAAGGGAUUAUACACUUGUACCUUUUGAUUCACUUACACUCUUCAGGGAGUAUUUGGAAAUGGUGAUUCAGUAUGGAUUUGUGACAUUAUUUGUGGCAGCAUUUCCUCUAGCUCCACUCUUUGCUCUUCUAAAUAACAUUGCAGAAAUUAGAAUUGAUGCAAUGAAACUGACUACUCAGUUGCGACGCCCACUUCCGAGAAGAGUGAAAGAUAUUGAACCAUGGUAUGGAAUUCUGUCAGCAAUAACAAGUGUUGCUGUUGCAGUAAAUGGCUUUGUUAUAGCAUACACAUCAGACUUUAUUCCUCGACUGGUGUACAAAUAUGCAUAUUCACCAGAUGGUUCCUUAAAAGGUUAUGUUGAUUUCAGCCUUUCAGCAUUCAAUACAUCUGACUAUGGAGCAGGUAUGGGGCCAGAUACAAGUCCUGGAGAGUAUUAUCCUGAAGUGUGCUAUUACCAGGGUUUUAGAAAUCCCCCUGGCCAUCCACAUCAAUAUGAGUACUCACCAGUUUACUGGCAUGUCUUUGCUGCACGCAUGACUUUUGUUGUUGCAUUCGAGCAUAUUGUGUUCAUACUAACAGGACUGCUAGCUUAUAUCAUUCCUGACACAUCACGGACAGUGAGGCAACUACAGCAAAGAGAGAGAAUAGUAAUAAUGGAAAGGCUUGCUAGUAUCUCUAGACAAGGGAGAGAAGAAAACAACACACAGUCAUAGCAGAAGAAA